GGCCUGCUCUGGGUCCUCCCUGUGCAGCCCGUGCGGGGACGUCUCGGAGACCCCGCGCCGACGGCUGCUCAAACAUCACGCUGGCCCCUCCAAGGACACUCCCCAAGUCCCCAGCUGGGGGCUCAGCGUAGGCCUGGAGUGGAGACCCCUCUCCUUCCCUUCAUGAUUCGAUAGUAGCUCAGUGGAGAUGGAUGAUGAGGACGGGCGAUGCUUGCUAGACGUGAUUUGUGACCCUCAAGCCCUCAAUGAUUUUUUACAUGGAUCAGAGAAAAUUGACAGCGAUGACCUUUUGGAUAACACGGGGGAAGCCACAAGUGCCUUCUUUGAAGGGGCUGGGCUCCAUGUUCAAGAAGCACCAGGCAACCACUUGAACCCGGAGCCCAGCCAGCCCGCGACCAGCGUGGACCUGGACUUCCUGGAGGAUGACAUCCUGGGCUCUCCGUCCGCCGGGGGUGGCGGUGGAGGCGGAGGCUCGGGGGGCGCCGAGCAGCCGUGCGACAUCCUUCAGCAGAGCCUGCAGGAGGCCAACAUCACGGAGCAGACGCUGGAAGCCGAGGCCGAGCUGGACCUGGGCCCCUUCCAGCUGCCCGCUCUGCAGCCGGCCGACGACGGUGGUGGGGCUGGUGGGGCUGCGGCCGCCGCCGGAGCCCAGGCUCUCUUCCCUGGCGGCGCCGACCUCCUCGGCCUCCAGCCGCCGGCUGUCUUGACUCACCAAGCCCUGGUGCGGCCGCCCGACGUGGUGAACGUGAACAAGGCCCUCGGCGUCCAGCCCUUCCUGCAGCCCGUCGGCCUGGGCAACGUGACCCUGCAGCCCAUUCCUGGCCUUCAAGGGUUGCCCAACGGCAGUCCUGGGGGUGCCGCAGCCGCCGCCCUGGGCCUGGCGCCCAUCCAGGUGGUAGGGCAGUCUGUGAUGGCCCUCAACCCGCCGGCCCCCCAGCUCCUCGCCAAGCAAGUGCCCGUGGGGGGCUAUCUGGCCCCAGCAGCACCGGCCGAACCCGGCCCUGUGACGCUGGCCUCUGCCGGGGUCUCCCCGCAGGGGGCCGGCCUGGUCAUUCAGAAGAACCUUUCGGCCGCCGUCGCCACCACCCUGAAUGGGAACUCGGUGUUUGCUGGGGGCGGGGUGCCCGGGACAGCGGCUGCAGGCGGAGCUGCGGGCCCGGGGGGCCAGCCGCUGGCAGUGGCCUCGGGCCUGGGAGCCUCCUCCCUGGUGCCGGCGCCCAACGUGAUCCUGCACCGUACCCCAACACCCAUCCAGCCCAAGCCGGCGGGCGUCCUGCCCCCGAAGCUCUACCAGCUCACGCCCAAGCCUUUCGGCACCGCCGGUGCUACGCUCACCAUCCAGGGCGAGGCGGGCGGUCUGCCCCAGCCUCCCAAGGCCCCCUCCAAUCUGACCUUCAUGGCUGCGGGCAAGGCGGGCCAGAACGUGGUGCUCUCCGGCUUCCCGCCCUCGCUGCCGGCCAACGUCUUCAAGCCGCCUCCCGCCACAGCGGGCAGCACGCCAGGCACCUCGGCAGCUCCCCCACCCGGCACCCUCAGCAAGCCCAUGAGUGUCCACCUCCUCAACCAGGGCGGCAGCAUCGUGAUUCCCGCCCAGCACAUGCUCCAGGGCCAGAACCAGUUCCUUUUGCCUGGAGCCCCCACCGUCCAGCUCCCCCAGCCCAUCUCGGCCCUCCCCGCCAACGUGGGAGGGCAGAUCUUGGCCGCUGCGGCUGCCGCCCCCCACGCCGGGGGCCAACUCAUCGCCAAUCCGAUCCUCACCAACCAGAACCUGGCGGGGCCGCUCAGCCUGGGCUCCGUGUUGGCCCCCCACGCCGGCGGCCACGGGGCUGCUCACAUCCUCUCAGCUGCCCCCAUCCAGGUGGGUCAGCCCACCCUCUUCCAGAUGCCUGUGUCCCUGGCCGCCAGCAGCCUGCCCACCCAGAGCCAGCCGGCCCCUGCCGGCCCGACCGCCACCGCCACCGUCCUCCAGGGGGUCACGCUGCCCCCGAGUGCCGUGGCCAUGCUCAACGCGGCCGAGGGCCUGGUCCAGUCUGCGGCGGCCCCGGCCGGCGGCGAGACAGCUUCCGUCCUUACUGUGCAGGCAGCCCCCCAGGCCCCUCCUGCUGCCGCUGCAGUGCCUCCUGUGACCCCACUGCCGCUGGGCCUCCCGCAGCAGCCGCCGCCCCCGACCCCCACACAGCCCCCGACUCCCCAGCCGAGCCCCAGCCUGGCAUCCAGCCCCGAGAAGAUCGUCCUGGGACAGCCAGCUACCACCACAGCCGUCAUCACUCAGGAGUCCAUGCAGAUGUUCCUGCCCCAGAAGGAGAGGAGCCAGCAGUCCCCGUACCUCCCGCUGCCCAUGGAGGGCGCCCACCUCUCCCUGCCUCUGCCCGCCUACAGCGUCGCUGGCUCGGCCCCCAGCACCUCGAGCAGCGCGCCUGCCUCUGUCAUAGUGAGCAGCGGCGCGGGCCAGCCGCAGGCCCGCGACCCCGCCCCGGGCACCCCCGACACCAAAGGAGCCGGCCUCAUACCUCAGUUCCCCACCAGCCAGACUCCCCCGGCCCUGACCCCCCAGAUCUCAGCCGCUCAGCAGAAGGUCCCAGGGGCUUCCUCAUCCCCAUCGCUACCUCACCCGCCACCACUGGGCGAUAGCCCUCACCUGCCUUCCCCCCACCCUGCCCGGCCCCCCUCGCGACCUCCUUCCCGGCCCCACUCCCGCCCACCCUCCCAACCCCAGAGUGUAUCCCGGCCACCCUCCGAGCCUCCCCUGCACCCUUGCCCACCGCCUCAGCCCCUGCCUGGCCUCUUUGUCAUCCAGAACCCCCUGGGCCCUUCCUCCCAUGGGGCCCCUACUCCCGCCCCUGCCGCAGCCCCGACUCCCCCUCUGCGGCCCCCCUCUCAACCUCCUGAGGGUCCUGCACCUCCCCCUCCUCACCUGCAGGCACAGUUAGCGACCACCACCUCCGAUGCCACCUCCAGGAUGCCUGCCUCAGCACCCCCUGAUGCCCCUCACUCAAAUUCACCCCACUUCCAGCUCCAGUUUGCCCCAAGCCAAGUGCCCCUCAAACCCCCCACACCCACACCAGCGGUCCACCUUGCUUCAGAGCCCCCUCCACAACCUCCAGCCCCCCCACCGCCGAGGACCUUCCAAAUGGUGCCCAACCCAUUCCAGGCCCUGGCCACCCCGGCGGCCCAAUCCAAGCCACUCCUGGAGAGAUUCCACCAGGUGCCAUCUGGGCUCAUUCUCCAGGGUAAAGCUGCAGGUCCCCCAGCCACCCAGCAGACCCCCCAAACGCUGGGCCCCCUUGCCAGCCCGGCCCCAUCCAUCCUGGUUAGUGGACAGGCCCCACCUGGAGCUCAGGCCACCUCCAGUCACCCUCCUGCCCCAGCAGCCAGCACAGAUAGCAAAGUGUUUGGCAGCAGCGUUCCGGCCUUGGGCGGGGCCAAGGCAGGCACGGGGCAGGGAAAAACGUCUGGCCCAUCUCCGGGGCAGGUCGUUGCCAUGAGCCCAGGGCCCAGCCUAGGCCUUCCCAAGGGGCCCCUGCAGAUCCAGGUUGUGGGGAAAGGGCUCCCCGAGCUGAGACCUAGCCCCCCUGUCCAGUAUGAGAGCAAAAUGAGCAGCCUGAAGAAACCUGCCACCGUACAGCCCAGCAAAGAGGCCUGCUUUCUGGAGCACCUCCAUAGGCAUCAGGGCUCCGUGCUGCAUCCUGACUAUAAGACAGCCUUCCCCUCCUUCGAGGAUGCCCUACGCCGCCUGCUGCCAUAUCACGUCUACCAGGGGGCCCUGCCCUCUCCUCACGACCACCGAAGAGUGGACGAGGAGUUUGAGACUGUUUCCACGCAGCUGCUGAGACGCACUCAGGCCAUGCUGAAUAAAUACCGCCUGCUUCUCCUGGAGGAGUCCCGGAGGGUGAGCCCUUCUGCAGAGAUGGUCAUGAUUGAUCGGAUGUUUAUCCAAGAGGAGAAAACCACCCUGGCCCUGGACAAGCAGCUGGCCAAGGAGAAGCCUGAUGAGUAUGUGUCCUCCAGGCCUCACGGCCUUCCGGUCUUGGGAUCAGAGAGCCAUGGUGCCCACCGGCUGAGCUGCACCCCAGCCCACCCCCCACUCUCUUCCUCCUCCUCGGGGGCCCCGACCCAGCUGCCCCCGCACCCACCCACCAAGCUGGUGAUUCGGCACGGUGGGGCCGGCGGCUCUCCCUCCGUGACCUGGGCCCGCCCUUCCUCCUCCUCAUCCUCCUCCUCUUCCUCCUCUGCGGCUUCUUCGCUGGAUGCGGACGAGGAUACGCCCCUGCCGUCCCGGAGCCGCCCGCCCAUCAAAACCUAUGAGGCGCGGAGUCGGAUUGGCCUCAAACUGAAAAUAAAGCAGGAGGCCGGCCUCAGCAAGGUGGUCCACAACACAGCCUUGGACCCUGUCCACCACCCUUCUCCAGGACCCAAGGGGACCGAGCCCCCGGCCCCAGCCCUGGCCUCUUCGGGCCAGAUGAACGGGACAGUAGAGCACCCCCCUGCACCCCCGGAUCGGAAGCCAGCCCCACCCACCUCUCAGUGCCCCAGGCUGCCCCUCCGCAAGACGUACCGGGAGAACGUGGACGCCUUCAGCAGCUGCCGGGCCGGGGCCCCCCGGGCAGCCGCAGGGGGGAGCCCGGCCCCGGCCCCCCUCGUAAAAUCGGACGACACCACCAGCGGCCUCAUCCGGGAGCUGGCCGAGGUGGAAGACGAGUUGUACCAGCGGGUGAUGAAGGCGGCCCCCCUGGAGGUGGUGACCGCUGGGACUGGGGCCGGAGCUGGGCCCGCCUGGGAGGCGCCUCCCUUGCCGCCGGCCAAAAGGCGCAAAUCGGAGUCCCCGGACAUGGACAACGCCAGCUUCUCCAGCGACAGCCCCCAGGACGACUCCCUGACGGAGCACCUGCAGAGCGCCAUCGACAGCAUCCUCAACCUCCAGCAGGCGGCCCCUCAGCCCUCCGGCCGGACUGCGGGCGGCGCCUCGCACCCCCACCCGGCCGCCUCCCCUCCCCUGCACCGGCCCGACGGCUACCUGGGCCCCAGCCACAACGGGGGCCUGGGCGCCAGGACGUUGAAUAGAUAACAGCAGAGCACCCCCCGCCCUUCCCUCCGCGGCCCCUGCAGACAGCCCCGAGGAUGUGCGUCCAGGGAGGGUCAGGUCAGGGUCCCCCCUCUUCC
Molecule: messenger RNA, 5160 nt
Organism: Vombatus ursinus (common wombat)
Lineage: Eukaryota; Metazoa; Chordata; Mammalia; Diprotodontia; Vombatidae
Gene: BICRA
Product: BRD4 interacting chromatin remodeling complex associated protein
Exons: 16
Coding region: 188-5065 (1625 amino acids)
Biological process (GO): positive regulation of DNA-templated transcription
Cellular component (GO): SWI/SNF complex
Source: RefSeq, a predicted model, not a curated record